AUGUUGUUACAUGCUGGUUUUGUGGCAUUAUUAGCGACUGUAAAGGUUUCAUUAACGUCUGCACGAGGUGUUCAUGUGAACUUGACAGCCAGUUGGCCCAGUUCUAUGCUAUUCCCGCUUAUGGAGACAAGUGAGUUUUUAGCCGAGGAGAAUCCACUGUAUUUUUGGCAGUUUUUGGAUAAUUUAGCUACACGUACGCCGUAUAUUCAGUUGGUGAGUCAUGAUGUGGACGAGUUGAAAACACUGGCGGUGUCUGUGGCUGAUGGAAUCGCUCCUGGUUUAAAUAAUAUCUUGGAAUUGAUGCUAGCGACACGAGCUUAUUCAGUAAAAGUGGAAAUGUUUCGUCAAUUGGCUUUGGACUCGGCUGUACGUUUAUGUGGAGAGAAUGUGGAUACGUGGGCGGUAUUUUAUCAAGAGCCACAUUGUAUUGAGUCUGUGGCUUGCUCGGUAACUGAGCUCGGGACUAUCUUACAUGACACGAAGCAGAAAAUGCAUGACCAAGUGUGUCUGGCCGCUGGUGUUAACGAUGUGGAACUUUCGGUGGAUCACAAGUAUCCGCACAUUCCAUUAAACCCUGCAAAGACAAGCAUGUCAGUGAUUCUUUAUGGCCUUGUAGGCACGGACCCAUUUUAUGCUUUUCACACGAGUCUUAUCAAACAAGCGCAGGAAAACAAGAUCCAGUAUAUGGUCCGUCAUUAUCCACGUGACACGCCGCUGGAUACAUUGUUACAAGGAUAUGGUGUAGCGCUUGACAUUAAAAAUAUGGAGUAUAAGACGAUUGAUGAUUCGAAAAAGACAGAAGAAGACAAUACUAUUGGUGAUGGCGAAGACGAUGAGGACGAAGAGGAGGAUGACAUUGAUGACGAAGAGGUCCAAGGUUUCCUGUUUAAGCCUCUUAUGGCUCGUCAUAGAGUUAUUGCUCAUGAUUUGAAACAGUUCUAUGACAUUUUGGUGAAAAGAGUAGAUGACGAGCAGGAACAAGAACUAAAGGCCUGGCAUAUGAAGGAUUUAGGUCCGAGUGCUGCACGUGCGAUUGUCGAUGCAAAGAAUCCAUUGAGAAUGCUUCAAACGCUUUCACAAGACUUUCCUUUACAGGCGAAAAAGCUGGCAUUCUCGCGAAAAUCAAUCACCAGCAAGUUUCGUGAAGAAGUUGCCACCAUGCGAAUGCAAGCCGCAAGAAAUGGAUUGAUAAACAAAUUUAUUAUGAAUGGUAUUGCGAUAGAUCCGAUGGAACGGUCUUUUAACGUGUUUGAUUUCAUGACGACACUAAGAAAGGAGUGGUCUGUAGCUAAGCAGCUAGGCCGUUUACCCUUGAAUCAUACGGAACUGGAGGAGAUGCUGACGCAUGUGCGCGAAUUAAACCAAGAGCAACCUGUAGUUCGUGUUCACAUGCGUGGAUCUAUGAGUGGAACAACCCCUUUGUACCUGAACAAUAUUGAAACUGACUCAAACUCUGCGGGCUGGCCGCAUAAUGUAAACGUGCUUAGACGCCCAGCGUGGAAUCUCAUUUUUGUUCGCAAGAAUAUGUAUGAAUGCAUUCUUGUUCUUGACCCACUAACCGUGGCAAGCCGUGCAGCGCUGUCCCACAUCGACUUUAUGCGUGCUCGUGGUGCUCCUGUACAGUGGGCACUUCUUAUUUCUUCAAAGGAGCUUAUGGCGAGCAAGACAUCUGACGAUCGUCGCGCUCUUUUAGAAAAGUACAAAGCAUUCCAGGAUUCAGAAAAGGCAGCUUCCUGGCAUUUUGCUAAGCUGUUAUUGCUGGCACAGGCUAAGGACAGAGCUGAUGAAGGUUCUGGUGACCAAAGAGCCACGAGUACAGAAAUUGCCUCAGCAUUUGUACGACGGGUCAGUGAAAACGAAAAGGCUGACAUUCUUGUUGAACACUUGCUAGAAGCUUACGCCGAUGUUGCUGUCAAAAUUGGAUCGUUUGAACAAAAUGAAGAGGAAGCGAUGGCAUGCCUGCGAAGCGACCAAUUUGACGACGAAAUCUUGGCGAUGACAGAAUUCAUCCAUCUAAAGCACGUGCCCUUGGGCUCGUUUGUUUUUAAUGGAGUGGUUCAUCAGGAUUUGGAAAUUCAGCAGUCAAUCAUGUCUAACUUUGGACGUGACCAAGUAUUGUACGUUGACAUGGCUCAUCGAGAUCUCUUGGACAAUGAGAUGGAUCUUGUUGAGGAACUCUUGAGUGCGCAAGACGCAUACCCUGCCUUCUUGUCGAUUUUUGAAAGCCCGGAAAGCAGAGACGAAGGGAGUGUAGAAACGGAAUCACAAAAGCAUCUUUUUGCUGAUGAUGUGGAUGGUCGACUGAAGGCUGCAGCACAGCCUGCAAUCGUGUAUUUGCAUGCGCCUGGUUCUAGGAUUGUGCCAAAAAAGCAAACCAUAAUUUUUCCAGCUGACCUGAGCAACAUACGGGACGCUAGAUAUGCGUAUUGUGUUGUGAAGACUAUACUUGAAGACUCGGAGCAGUCCUUACGAAUUGGAGUUGUGCCACAACUACAGAGUAACAGCAAUAGCAAGCAUGUGCGCAACGAUGUGGGAGAACUUAUGGCUGCUAUUCUUGCCACCGUGGGUCAUUCAGAUAAUGAAUCUCAUCUCAAGUUUAUCAUGGAAGCGCUGGGCUGUGUCAUUAAGCAGAAGGGUGCCGAUGAGAUGCAAGAAAAACUAAUUGAAAUUUGGAAAAAGACGAAGACGAAAGACAGUGACAAGGACCUGGUGUAUGAGAGGGUGUUAGCUCUUCUGAAAAAGAAGACAGGCAAAUGGUUGAUUCCAAUGGAGCGCAGUAUAUUAGAGCAGUUUAACAUGCUACUGCAUUCGCGGUUCCCACCUGUGUAUGAAGAGGAAAGUGAGGAGGGUUCUUCCAAGAUUGCCCAUCCGCGCCUGUUUGUUAAUGGUAGGCAAGUGAAUCUUCCUCCUGAAUCGUUGUCAGAUGAAGAUGUGGCAACCAUCAUAAAACAUGAUCUCAAAUACCGUACAAAGCCUGUGGCUAAGGCGCUUAUCAAGCGCAAUGCCAUUCUGAAGAUUAGAGAUGCUGACAAAUUGAGUUUUGAUAUUAUGAAGACUACGGGCAUUGUUGAUAAGUACGUGAAGACUGAGCGAGCAUCGCGCUUGAGUGUGGCCGAGGACGCUCUGAAUUCUGUUCGGCUACCUGGUGAUCCAUCCCUACAGGUGGCAGCCUACAUUGAUCCGCUGUCCGAGGCAGCUCAAGUGAUUAGCUCUAUGCUGAAGAUGCUGCACUUACAGCUAAACGCAACCAUCGAGUUAGUGCUGCUGCCUGCAGAGGAGUACAGGGAACUCCCGCUGCGCCGCUUUUAUCGCUACCUCUUUGAGAAGAGGCCGUCGCUUACUGCAAUAAGCGUCGAGUUUCGCAAACUACCAGUCCAUCCAAUUUUGACCAUGAAAAUUGACACCCCUGAGGCCUGGAACGUGCAAACCCUUCGCGCGGGUGAUGAUUUGGACAAUUUGAGGGUUGAUCCUGAAAGUCCGACGGACCUAAAGUCUACGACCAGAGCUGUGUUUCGAUUGGAGAGUCUUCUGGUGUAUGGCCAGUGCCGUGAUGCGACGCUAAACAUGUAUGCAUCGCCCAACGGUCUGCAGUUGGCCCUUGAGCGUGAGGUCGGUGGUCAACUGUUGCACCGUGACACUCUUGUUAUGAAGAACUUGGGUUAUUUUCAGCUACAGGCAACACCUGGUGUUUGGUCCUUGCGAUUGGCAAAGGGCAGAGCCUCUGAGCUUUUUGAUAUCAUCGAUCCAGAAACGGAUCAUCCAUUGGAAGCUCUUCCCGUCGUAGUUUACGAUUUUGGCUCCCACAUUUCGCAGCUGCAUGUUCGUAAGAAAGGUGGCAUGGAACAAGAAGAGCUACUGCAGUCGGUCGAGGAUGUGCAGAAACCAACCUCUGCUGUUGAUACGAAAUCAACCGGUAGCGAUGACAGUGCUCUUCGCGCGUACUGGAGCUCAAUGCUCAACAUGAUGGGCAAGCAGGAUAACGGGCUAGAAUCGCAUCCUCAAGAUGUGGCUGACAAAACUGACCAAACGGACGCUGCUGCAGAUAAUGUCAGUGUGCAGUCAAAGCAGCGCACGGGAGAGACCAUCCAUGUGUUUUCAGUGGCAUCCGGUUACCUGUAUGAACGCUUUGUCAAGAUCAUGAUGUUGAGCGUUCUCAAGCGCACUAACAACCCGGUGAUAUUUUGGCUGCUUGAGAACUUUUUAUCGCCUGACUUCAAAGCGUCGAUCCCGGUGCUCCGCGAACAGUUCGGCAUGGAUAUUCGACUUAUUACGUACAAGUGGCCUAACUGGCUGCGUCAGCAGACCGAGAAGCAGCGCAUUAUCUGGGGCUACAAGAUUCUUUUCUUGGACGUGUUGUUCCCGCUGGGUGUGCAAAAGAUCAUAUAUGUGGAUGCUGAUCAAGUCGUGCGUGCAGACCUAAAAGAACUCCUGGAACUCGACUUGGAAGGGAAACCAUAUGGCUACACGCCGUUCUGUGAUUCUCGCAACGUUGGUUUUCAAUUCUGGCGUCAAGGUUACUGGAAGGAUCACUUGAGUGGAAAACCAUACCACAUCAGUGCUCUGUACGUAGUUGACUUGGCGGUCUUCCGUCAGAUGGCUGCGGGCGACGUUCUGCGUGCAACGUAUAGUCAAUUGAGUUAUGAUCCUAACUCACUGGCAAAUCUGGACCAGGACCUGCCCAACUAUGUUCAACACCAAAUUCCUAUUUUCUCGUUGCCACAAGAGUGGCUCUGGUGCGAGUCGUGGUGUAGUGACGAGACCAAGGCUACAGCAAAGACUAUUGACUUGUGCAACAACCCGAAGCACAAGGAGCCGAAGCUGGAUAUGGCGAAGCGUGUCAUUGCAGGUGAACUCUUUAAUGAGUCUUGGAUUGAGCUUGACGAAGAGAUUAAGGAUGCUGAGAGGAAAUACACCGCUCAGCCUACAGUGUAA
Molecule: messenger RNA, 4932 nt
Organism: Peronospora belbahrii
Lineage: Eukaryota; Oomycota; Peronosporomycetes; Peronosporales; Peronosporaceae
Source: the annotation of a GenBank genome assembly